Messenger RNA from Cuscuta europaea, 1672 nucleotides. The record is from the annotation of a GenBank genome assembly. NCBI's taxonomy places the organism in Eukaryota, Viridiplantae, Streptophyta, Magnoliopsida, Solanales, Convolvulaceae.
GACAUCUUACUUCGAUCAACGAAGGUUUUAGGGUCUGCUUCAGUUGUGUUCCACCUAAAAUCUCUCUCCUAACCUCCUCUUCUUCUUCUGCUGCUUCUAAUUUUUUUUGUGAAGUGGAGAGAGGAAGGGGGAGGUGUUAGCUUCCGAUUUUUAGAUUUCUGGAUUGUCUUCAACCAUGGCUGCUCCUGAAGCUCCCGUUAACUAUGUCGGCGUUGCUAGAGAUUCCGCCGCUUUCCGUCUGAUGAAACAAAUGGGCUGGGAAGAAGGAGAAGGUCUAGGAAAGGAAAAACAAGGUAUUAAAGGAUAUGUCAGGGUUAAGAACAAACAAGAUACUGCAGGUAUUGGAACAGAACAGCCUAACAACUGGGCAUUUGAUACAACUCAAUUUGAUAACAUCCUCAAAAGGCUGAAAGUGCAAGUAACUGAGAUGAAGAAGAAUGAAGUUAGUGGUAAUGAUGAAAUGCCUGUGUAUGAAGAGACAGAGAAUUCCCAAAACAGCAAAGAAACAGUUGCUAAAGUCACACGUCCACAGGGAAGAUAUAAGAAAAGAGAAAGAGGCAAGCAUGUCCAUUUGUACUCUUCUCAUGAUCUUGAAGGAAUUCUUGUAAAGAAGGCAAAGCCUUCACCAGCAGUUGAGGUUCAGAAUGUCGUAGAGGUAGUCCAAGCAUCUCAAAUCCAGGUUCCUAGUGCUGAAGAUCAAGUGGUCACACCAGAUUGGUGGGGUCAUAAAUUUGGUUUUGUCAUGGGCGGUUUUCUAGGGGCACAGAGUAGGCAAAAGAAGCCAUCUGCUGAAGAUGAGCUAGAUUUCAGUAAAAGAACUACAUUCUGCGAGGAUGAUCAAGAAAAUCUCUAUAAUCGUGCUCAAAAUAAAUCUACUUCUGGGAAACAAGGUUUGGGCAUCAAGGACAAGCCAAAGAAGGUUGCCGGUUGCUUCUUUCAGGGGAAAAAGACAUCUUUUGAUGACAGUGAUGUGGAAAAUUCCUCUGAUUCAAAUGUGCCAAUGAAAGAAAAAAAUAUUGACUUUUCCAGGUUUUGUGAGAAUGUUGAACCAAAAUUGAAAUUAAAGAAGUUAUGUAAGCACCUCCUUAAACAGGCACCUGGGAACUCUCUGAAACUAAAGAAACUGAAAGUUCUUAUUGAUGAGCAAUCAGCAGGGGUGUUUGACAACUUCUCUAAAAAAGAUGCUAUAGCUCACUUAAAGCGCAAGCUUGAAGGCAGUGACAAAUUCUCUGUGGAUGGGAAGCUAGUGUCUCUGACUUGAGAGGCUGAAAACAUCAUUGCAGAUUCGGGUGACACAUUCAUUGUACAUGAACUUUUGUACCUUUCCGCGACUGAGUCACUCGCUAACCACAUAAAGUCCCAGUUACCAUGGGUGGGCAUCAGGCAUGUGUCGGUCUAGGUUGGGCCAUCCUUCACUUUUAAGAAACAAUCAGUUUCUUCAAAUGGAUAGGGGUAAAUCUGGUAUAUCAAUUACCAUAAUUGAUGUUAGAACUUAACCUUAAGCAUUAUUUGUAUCCUUUUUAUUUUAUCAUUUUUAUGUAUAUUCAUCUCUUUUUAUAUUAUCUUUUUAUAAUAGCUUAUCUUUUUUAUAUUUAUUUUCUCUUUUCCUUUUCGUGGUGAUAUCAUAUAUCGAUUCAUGUUAGCCGAUCCCAAUAUCUUUUGAGACUAAGGC